Molecule: messenger RNA, 1917 nt
Organism: Aplosporella prunicola CBS 121167
Lineage: Eukaryota; Fungi; Ascomycota; Dothideomycetes; Botryosphaeriales; Aplosporellaceae
Product: glycoside hydrolase family 47 protein
Exons: 4
Coding region: 257-1801 (514 amino acids)
Biological process (GO): carbohydrate metabolic process; N-glycan processing
Cellular component (GO): endoplasmic reticulum; Golgi membrane
Molecular function (GO): calcium ion binding; mannosyl-oligosaccharide 1,2-alpha-mannosidase activity
Source: RefSeq, a predicted model, not a curated record
CCCGCUGCUCGCGUGCGACGGCCAUGGUGUGGCCAUGCGCCAGCAGAGACACCACGAGCGCUGCUUGACCGGGGUGCGAGCUCGCGCGUGCCCCCGUCACCACCACCACCAGAUGCGGCCGGCCAAGCCGGGGGCCCUUGGGCCUGCCGCUUCCCUGUCUUUAUUUGUGCUUUUAAACGCGCCCUCUUUCCCUUUUUAAACCGCCUGUCGGCCUCGAUUUUUGCUUGCUUCUUCUUUUCUCGUCGUCCCCGCCAGCAUGCCGUCACUCGCUGCCUCGCUGCGCCUGCUCGCGGCCUGCCUCGUCGGCGCCUUCGCUUUCCCUCAGUACCGUCCGCGCGGGGACAACUCGACCGGCCCCGAUCCGGUCAGGGCCGCUGCCGUCAAAGAGGCCUUUGACUUUGCCUGGAAUGGCUACUACACCUACGCCUUUCCGCACGACGAGCUGCAUCCUGUGUCGUGGGGCUAUGGGGACUCGAGGAACUCUUGGGGCGCGAGCGCCGUCGACGCCUUGAGCACGGCACUGAUCAUGAGGAACCGGGAGGUCGCGAACCAGAUCCUCACGUACAUCCCCACGAUUGACUUCACGACGACCAACACGUCGGUCAGCCUGUUUGAGACGACGAUCCGCUACCUCGGCGGCAUGCUUUCCGCGUACGACCUGCUGACGGGCCCGCUGCGGGAACUCGCCGACAAUCCUUCUGACGUCGACGCGCUGCUCUCGCAGGCGGUGGUGCUGGCCGACAGCCUCAAGUUCGCGUUCGACACGCCGUCGGGCGUGCCCGCCAACAACCUGAACUUUUACGACCAAAGUACGGACGGCAGCCCCACCAACGGCCUCGCGACCAUCGGCACCCUCGUGCUCGAGUGGACCCAUCUGUCGGACCUGACGGGCGACGACGAGUAUGCCCGCCUCGCUCAGACGGCCGAGGCCUACCUGCUGAGACCGCAGCCGGCGUGGAACGAGCCGUGGCCGGGACUCGUGGGCACGAACGUCCGGCUCAGUGACGGCUUGUUCGUCGAUGCGAGUGGCGGUUGGGUCGGCGGCGUCGACUCUUUCUACGAGUACCUCAUCAAGAUGUGGCUGUACGACACGGAGCGCUUCAGCGAAUACAGGGACAGGUGGAUCCUUGCCGUCGAGUCGACCAUGGCUUACCUGACGUCGCACCCGUCGUCGCGCCCAGACUUGACCUUCGUGGCGCAGUACCAAAACCACAGCCUCAUCCUCAGGAGCCAGCACCUCGCCUGCUUCGACGGCGGCAACUUUAUCCUGGGCGGCGCCGCUCUCGGCGAGCAGUCCUACAUCGACUACGGGCUGGAGCUGGUGGCGGGGUGCCGGGAGACCUACGCGGCGACGGCGACGGGCAUCGGCCCGGAGCAGUUCUCAUGGGACACGGCGGGGCUCAGCAACGCGUCGGCGGGCUUCUACGCCGAGCACGGCUUCUACCCCACGGACGCGUCGUACGACCUCCGCCCCGAGGUGCUCGAGUCGUUCUACCACGCGUGGCGGCACACGCGGGAGCCGCGCUACCGCGAGUGGGCGUGGGAGGCCUUCGUGGCGGUGAAUGCGUCGGCACGCCGUGGCACGGGCUUCUCGGUCAUUGACAAUGUGAAUGCGCCGGAUGGCGGGUCGGCCACGGGCGAUAAUCAGGAGAGCUUCCUCUUUGCUGAGACGCUCAAGUAUGCGUAUUUGGCGUUUGCGGAGGAGGAGGAGUGGCAGGUUUGGGGCGGUGAGGGGGGAAGCAAUGAGUGGGUUUAUAAUACGGAGGCGCAUCCGUUUAGGGUUGCUGGGAAGGCGGUUUAGUGGGGUGGGAUGGGGAUGGGGGUGGGUGUUGGGUGUGGUGGUGGGAGUGGGUGAUGGGGAGAGAAGGGUAUUGGCGUAGUAGAUUGAUUGGUUGGUUGUUGGUUGAGUGGGUGGUU